Camelina sativa (false flax) is the source of this 403-nucleotide messenger RNA. Lineage: Eukaryota; Viridiplantae; Streptophyta; Magnoliopsida; Brassicales; Brassicaceae. The record is from RefSeq and is a predicted model, not a curated record.
AACCAAAACAACACCAGUCAGAUAAAUAAUGGCUUCAAACACCACUUUUCUCAUCUCCAUCGUCACACUUCUUCUCCUCCUCCUACUAAACACCACCGUCUUCGGCAGAUAUCUCACGGCGGAGUCAACCAACAUAGCGGCGAGGCUCCAAAGUGGAGGACUAAUGGAAUGCUGGAACGCAUUAUACGAGCUCAAAUCGUGCACGAAUGAGAUUGUUCUCUUCUUCCUCAACGGCGAAACAAAACUCGGCGUUAGUUGUUGUGAAGCCGUCGACGUCAUCACAACCAAUUGUUGGCCGGCUAUGCUCACUUCUCUCGGAUUCACGCCUGAGGAGGCUAAUGUCCUCCGUGGCUUUUGUCAGAAUCCAAACUCCUCUCCGGCUCCUUCUCCCAAAAUAGCUUGA